UGAAUCAAAACACCAGUUGAUAGCUUCAGCUCCUGAAUUUUUUUUUUCAACUGGUGUAAACACAUGUUUUGCAGUGGUGAUGAAUAUGCCACAAAAUGUUUUGUUUGUUAUUGUAAAGAAAAAAUACUUUUGCAAAAUUGGGGCGAGUUAGCGAACUAGUCGGUGAUACAGCCAUUCAUGACAGCAAGCUAACUGCUAGCAAGCAAGCUCUAGCUAGCUAACGUUAGCUACCAGUGUAGCUAGUGCCAGAGUCAGAGGAUUAAUUCAAACGCUGUUGUCAAGAAAACGUGUAUCCUUUCAUAUCAUAGUAGUCAGCUAGCAAGCCAGUCAGUCAGCAAAAUGAGGAUACGUUCGUCUGUUUUUGCCUGUUUUUGUCUCAUACUGGAGGUAUUAGGCAUUGCCUUGUUUCUUAGGGGAUUUUUCCCAGUCCCUAUCAAAUCUUCUUUUUCAACGAAGAGCAAGUUGUCAGAUGUUCCGCCUGAACCCUUUACCGGAAGAUCCCUCAACUCCUCCAAAGUCCCGGACGCCCUUUUCAAGAGAGUAGUGAUAGUGUUGAUCGAUGCUCUCAGGGAGGACUUUGUGUUUGGUCCAAAUGGGAGAAAAUACAUGCCUUACAUCAGGCACUUGGUGGAGAGGGGCUCCACACACAGCUUUGUGGCCAAGGCAAGACCUCCUACAGUUACAAUGCCCAGAAUCAAGGCCCUGACCACAGGUAGUAUCCCAGGCUUCAUCGACGUGGUGAUGAACCUGAACUCCCCAGCGCUGCUGGAGGACAACCUCAUCUGGCAGGCCAAGGCAGCGGGCAAGCGGAUGGUGUUCUACGGGGACGACACCUGGGUGAAGCUUUUUCCCAAGCAUUUCAUGGAGUACGAUGGUACGACCUCUUUCUUCGUGUCCGACUACACCGAGGUUGACAACAAUGUGACGCGUCACCUGGACAGCACCCUGAAGAGAGACGACUGGGACAUUCUGAUCUUGCACUACCUGGGCCUGGACCACAUCGGCCACAUCAGUGGACCCCACAGCUCCCUCAUCCAGCCCAAACUAAUGGAGAUGGACGACAUCCUCAAGAAGAUUCAUGGCUCCCUCAUCUUAAAGGAGGCAGAGGGGGCGCUGCCCUACCUGCUGGUGCUGUGUGGGGACCACGGGAUGUCCGAGACGGGCAGCCACGGGGGCUCGUCUGAGCAUGAGGUCAAUACACCCCUGGUGCUCAUCAGCCCCGCCUUCAAGAAGAAAGUAGGGAUGGAGAAACCAUCAACAGUAGAGCAGGUGGACCUGACCCCGACCCUGGCUCUUGCUCUGGGCCUGCCCAUCUCCCAGAACAGCGUGGGCCGACUCAUCCAGCCCGUGGUUGACGAGGCCUCGCUCAGGGACCAGCUGCGCUUUCUGCACCUCAACGGCCACCAGCUGAGCUACCUGCUGAAGGACAGCAUGCCAGCCUAUGAGAAAGAGGAGGGCUAUGAGCAGUUCCGUGUGGCAGAGAAGUCCCAUGGUAACUGGGUGAAGCUGGUGGUGGAGGGCAACACAUCAGAGGUGCUGACCAACAUGGGGAAGAAGGUGUUCAAGCAGUACCUGGAGGCCCUCAGGGCCAUGAGCGAAGCCCUCAGCAAGCAGCUGGGCAAAUAUGACAUAUAUUCCAUGGUGGUGGGCAUGGUCCUUGUCUUCCAGCUCCUUCUCCUCCUGCUGCUGGCCAUGCCCGAGGCACUGAGCAGUUCCUCAGAGGUGGAUCUCCCUGUGUCCUCUGCUCUGCUCUCGCUGCCCUUCUACCUGCUGUGCCUGCUCCUCUCCUCCGUGCACGUGCUGGUGUGCACCUCGGCCGAGAGCUCCUGUUACUUCUGCAGCCUCUCCUGGGGACUGGUGUUCGGGGCAGUGGCCCUCUCCUCAGCCCUGCUCUGCAUCCUGGUAUCCAUGGCAGCCAGGAGGGGAGGAAAGCCCCCUGGGAAGUCUCCAUCCCAUGGUGGUGUCAGUGGUGGGUGGUCUCUGUCGGAGCUGGACAUUCUUCUCCUGGCGGGCACGGCUGGCCACACCCUCAGCCUGUCGGCCAGCAGCUUCGUGGAGGAGGAGCACCAGGUCUGGUACUUCCUGCUUAACACCCUCUGCCUGGUCGUCUUCCAAGACGUCUGUCGCAAGUACUUCCGGGAGCGCCGUGCCAACUUUGGGAGCUUGGAGGGCGAAGACUACCUCCUCCCCUCCAAUGAGGAGGACGCGGUUGCCUCACCGUUAGCUGAUUUGGGGGUGACGGAUGCAGGUUCGGAGAAGUGGCUGGCCUUGGCUACCCCACCGCUCACCCUGGCGUGUUGUCGUCUGCUGCGCUCGCUCAACCAGACCGGGGUGCAGUGGGCUCACCUGCCUGACCUGGGACACUGGCUCAAUAGCUUCGAACACAAGAUGGUGCUAUCCUUGUUCGCCGCCUUGUCAUUGGCUCUGAUCUACUUCCUGGUCCAGCGGAGAUGUUCCUGGGUGUCCAAGAUUGCCCUGGCCCUUGGCCUUCUGGGUGUAUACAGCUACCGGGCGGCGGUGGGCAACGUUGUGUUUCCGUGGCAACAUGGUGGUGGAAACAUGUCCAAGGGGACCGUGGAGGCACGCUUUGUGUAUGUCUUCGUCCUGGGCAUCCUCUUCACGGGCUCCAAGGACCUGUUGCGGUCCCAGGUCAUCACAGCCGAUGCCAGGCUGAAGAGCAGGGGCUUAUGGGAAAUCUACAGUGGUGUGGUUCUGUUGGUGGCCCUGUUGUUCCGAGCCCACAACCUGCCGAUGCUGUGCUGCUGUUUGCUGGUCCAGACUUUGAUGGCCCAGUUCAUCUGGAAGAAGCUCCACUACGACGCUGCACAGACCACCAUCAUGCACUACUGGUUUGGACAGGCCUUCUUCUACUUCCAGGGGAACUCCAACAGCAUUGCCACGGUUGACAUCUCGGUGGGCUUCGUGGGACUGGAGAGCUACGUAGAGGCCCCGGCUUUCUUCCUCACCACCCUCAGCACGUAUGCCGGGCCCCUGCUCUGGGCUGCCCACCUGGUUUGCUACCUCAGCUCAGAGAAGAGGAGCUCAGUGGCGGUCGGCCAUGGAUGCUACUGCUUGGCCCUUUUGCGGUCCGUGCCGGCGGCGGCCUACGUGGUGUUGGUCACGGCCCUGCGCUACCACCUCUUCAUCUGGAGCGUCUUCUCACCCAAGCUGCUGUAUGAGUCCAUGCACACACUGCUCACCGCUGCAAUUUGCCUCUUCUUCACCACCAUGGAGCAGAGCCGCAGGCCCUAGGGAGCCCACGGCUCAGAGGGCUCUCAACUUUCAGGAAGGGGUUAAGGAGAAGGGCAAAGACUCAUGGGUAAUGGUGGUCCUGAUACUGUCCUAGUUUACUUCUGGAUGCCCCACUCCUACACUCUGAAGGGGAAGGUGGGAAUGUACUGUCCACUGCACUGGACUUCUAGGAUUGCAGCAUUCACUUGGGUGGCAGGUAGCCUAAUGUUUAAGAGCGUUGGGCCAGUAACCGAAAGGUUGCUGGUUUGAAUCCCUGAGCAGACUAGCUGAAAAAUCUGUCGAUGUACCCUUCAGCAAGACACUUAACCCUAAUUGCUCCUGUAAGUGGCUCUGGAUGAGAGUGUCUGCUAAAUUAAUACAAAAAUGUUCAAAUUCACCUUUUGGUACGCAAUAUCUUUUCUCAGAUGGAACUUUGUCUCUUGUAUGGACGAAAGCACAACUUUUUUAGUAAGAUUUAGAUAUUUUAAGGUGGUGGGUUCUACUGAAGUCUGUUCAGGUAUUUAUUGAGCAGGGCUGAAAAUGGGUAAUGGAGUAAAUUUUAUAAAUUAUUUCAUUUGAAUGUGUCAAAGCACAAUCUCUUAAAUGGAUUUGUAUUCCUCCAUACACUUAUAUCAAUUAUAUAGGUUAUAUAAAUGAUAUACUGUAGAUGUGUUCCAAACUGAUAGCAAGCCAUACUUCCCUCCCACUUCCUGCCAUAGGAUACACAGGUCGUAAGCUGUUUAUUUUAAUUAAACAUUUUUAUUUAAACUUUAUUCAACUAUUUCAUACCAUAAAUUAAUAUGCAUUAUUUUAGGUGUGCGUGUGCGUGUGUGUGUGUGUGUGUGUGUGGAUAUAUAUGUGCGUAUGUAUGUAUGUAUGUAUGUAUGUAUGUAUGUAUGUAUGUAUGUAUGUAUGUAUGUAUGUAUGUAUGUAUGUAUGUAUGUAUGUAUGUAUGUGUAUAUGUAUAUAUAUAUAUAUAUAUAUAUAUAUAUGUAUAUAUAUGUGUAUAUAUAUAUAUAUAUGUAUAUAUAUAUAUAUAUAUAUGUAUAUAUAUGUGUAUAUAUAUAUAUGUAUAUAUAUAUGUAUAUAUAUAUAUACACAGUGCCUUGCGAAAGUAUUCGGCCCCCUUGAACUUUGCGACCUUUUGCCACAUUUCAGGCUUCAAACAUAAAGAUAUAAAACUGUAUCUUUUUGUGAAGAAUCAACAACAAGUGGGACACAAUCAUGAAUCACAAUCAUGCAUUUAUACGGAGACUUGAUUACACACAGGUGGAUUGCAUUUAUCAUCAUUAGUCAUUUAGGUCAACAUUGGAUCAUUUAGAGAUCCUCACUGAACUUCUGGAGAGAGUUUGUUGCACUGAAAUUAAAGGGGCUGAAUAAUUUUGCACGCCCAAUUUUUCAGUUUUUGAUUUGUUAAAAAAGUUUGAAAUAUCCAAUAAAUGUCGUUCCACUUCAUGAUUGUGUCCCACUUGUUGUUGAUUCUUCAC
This is a messenger RNA of Oncorhynchus masou masou (cherry salmon), 4718 nucleotides long. Its product is annotated as GPI ethanolamine phosphate transferase 2-like. Gene Ontology annotation, cellular component: endoplasmic reticulum membrane. The coding region runs from base 340 to 3252 and encodes 970 amino acids. NCBI's taxonomy places the organism in Eukaryota, Metazoa, Chordata, Actinopteri, Salmoniformes, Salmonidae. Gene Ontology annotation, biological process: GPI anchor biosynthetic process. The record is from RefSeq and is a predicted model, not a curated record. The transcript has 14 exons.